ACAGCCCCGCCCCUGCCACCACCUCCUCGGGGGUGGGGGCCGGAAGGGGCGGGUCUCGGCGUGCUCCGCGAGUGCCGGAAGCGGAAGUGAUGCGUUGGGUAAUCAUGGUGCCGCUGGGAGGUUGCCGCUGCCGCCGUUGCCGGGCGCUUGAUGAGUUGUUACAUUUUAAUGUCAUGAUGCUGCACUGAAUUCCAUUAACCAUGGGGGAAAAUAGUCCUGAUGGCAGCAUUCACUACUAUGAAGUGGAGGAAGAUGAACUGACCCAAGAUGAUAAAAUGAUGAGGUUUGUGGACAAAAAUGGUCUGGUUCCUUCAUCAUCUGGGACAAUUUAUGACAGGACAACUGUUCUAAUUGAACAAGACCAUGGGACAUUAGAAGAUGAUGAGGAUGAAGGACAAUGUGGAGAUCACUUGCCUUUUUUACCAGAGGGUCAUGAAGAAGGAUUUCAUUUAAUAGCAGUUCAUGAAGGAAUGUCCCAGGGUUAUGUGCAACAUAUUAUUUCUCCAGAUCAGAUUCAUUUGACUAUAAAUCCGGGUUCAACUCCCAUGCCAAGAAAUAUCGAAGGAGCUACUCUCACUUUGCAAUCUGAAUGCCCUGAAACCAAGCGUAAAGAAGUUAAGAGAUACCAGUGCACCUUUGAGGGCUGCCCUCGCACCUAUAGCACUGCUGGGAAUCUGCGCACUCAUCAGAAGACACAUCGUGGGGAAUACACAUUUGUCUGCAAUCAACAAGGUUGUGGCAAGGCCUUCCUUACCUCCUAUAGUCUCAAAAUCCAUGUCCGAGUGCACACUAAGGAAAAGCCGUUUGAGUGUGAUGUGCAGGGCUGCGAAAAGGCAUUCAAUACACUGUACAGGUUGAAAGCACAUCAGAGGCUUCACACAGGAAAAACGUUCAACUGUGAAAGUGAAGGCUGCAGUAAAUACUUCACAACGCUCAGCGAUUUGAGGAAGCACAUUCGAACACACACAGGAGAAAAGCCAUUUAGGUGUGAUCACGACGGCUGUGGAAAGGCUUUUGCUGCAAGCCACCACCUUAAAACACAUGUUAGGACACAUACUGGAGAGAGACCCUUCUUCUGCCCCAGUAAUGGCUGUGAGAAGACUUUUAGUACUCAGUAUAGUCUCAAGAGUCACAUGAAAGGUCACGAGAAAGGACACUUGUAUAAUGCACUUCCCAAUAACAAUGUAUCUGAGGAUACAAACCACUCACUUUGUCUGAGCGACUUAAGCCUCAUAUCCACAGAUUCGGAACUGCGGGAAAACUCUAAUACAACACAUGGACGAGAUCUUAGCACAAUCUCACCAGCAAGCAUUUUUGAAUCUAUGUUCCAGAGCCCAGAUCAUACAGCAAAUCAGGAAGAUUCUCAACAGACAGCUGCCUUGAUUGAAAGUUUUAACGGUGAUGCAGACUCAGUAACUACUGUUCAGCCUUCUGUAGGAGAUUCAGCAUCUUUAUCUCUCCCACUUGUACUGCAGCUUGGCAUCUCCGAGCCUUCUCACCCAGCACUACAAACCUCCACACCCCCUCCAGCUCCCACCUCCAUAGGAACCAGUUCACAGCAAGCUGCGUUUGGAAAUCCUGCGACUAUUUUACAGUCCCCAGAAGUGCCUGUUCCUCACAGCACACAGUUUGCAGCCAGUCACCAAGACUUUCUACCGCACACUCCGACACCACCACAGCCCAUUGUACAAGGACUUUCAGUGGUUGCUGGAGCCUCUGCUCCAGCAGCAUCGAGUGCCACUGAGCCUCUGCCGGGUGUGGUUCAGUCUGUGCCUGUGGGUGCGAACUCUGUUCUGACAAGUAAUCCGACUAUAACAAUUACUCCAUCUCAGAGCACUGCUAUUCUGCAGUCCAGCAUAGUCAUGGGAGAACAGAAUUUACAAUGGAUUUUAAAUGGUGCCAAUGGAUCUCCCCAAAAUCAAGAACAAAUGCCACAAGUUCCAAAAGUGGAGAAAGUCUUUUUUACCACCACAUUACCAGUGGCUGGCAACACAGGAAACUCUGUUCAGCAGAUUGGUCUCAGCGUUCCUGUUAUCAUUAUAAAGCAAGAGGAGGCCUGCCAGUGUCAGUGUGCCUGCCGAGACUCUGCCAAGGAGAAAGCAGCUAGUAAGAAGGGAUGUUCCUCGCCUGACCCGAAACCUUUGGAGCAGCCGACUCUUCAGCUGCAGCCUCAGACUUUUCCUUCCUCCUCUUCGUCCUGUGAGCCCGCCGGUCAGCUAGCUAACCCUGCAGACUCUCAGACUGAAACAUUAAGUGCCAUAUAUGUAUCCGACUUCCUGUCCCUCCAAAGCCCUGAAACCCCAUCCAAUCUGAUUCCAAUUGAAGCACUACUACAGGGGGAGGAAGAAAUUGGUUUGAAUAGCAGCUUCUCCAAGUAAAGAUGAUCCAGAUUCUUCUCCCUUGCACUUGGAGGCUAAAAUCCUCCUCCUUAGAAGCAGACACUGAAGGCUCAAGAGUUUUUUCUUGUUUUGAAGUUUUGUGGCCUACUUCUGCUUCUCGGACGUCAUUUUAGUCACAUCCCAGGAACAUCCAUCUUUGGGAGUUGAAUCUUUAAAGAAAAAAAAAAAGGAUGGAAAAAAAAGCUAAAUUAUAUAUGAACUGUUUUGGCUGCACUGUCUGUCACUUUUGCUUGUUGUCAUAUGUGAACAUGGAAGUUAAGGUUACUCGUCUGCAUAAAGAUUAUAAAAAGAAAGGGGGUUUUAGUUUCAGUCAGUCUCCUGUUGCACAUCACUUUUAUGUUUGGGGUUUUUGGUACUGGCAGCGAGUGGGUCUUUUGUUACAACUUCUUGGGUCUAUAAUCUCCUUCUGUCUCCCUCUAUGUCUGAUACUGACCAUGCACUAUAGAAGAGGCCCAGAGAAUGAUGUUUCUCUAGCAGAAGAUAGUAUUAUUGUAGUAGGAGUUGUCUGAUCUGGAGCUUUUCUGGAAUGAUACUUUAAGAUGCUUUUGUUAUUCAUGGGAUACUUGUCCGAUCACCCCGUUAGUGGGAGGAGUUGGCUGUUUGUAUUAUGCUAACACUAAUAGCAAAGCCAACGGAAACCUUUGGGGAGUUCCUAAAGAAGAGCAUGAGGUAUUUGUGCUCCUGCUGUGUUCAUUCAUUUGAUUUAAAUCAGGGCAGAGAGUACAUUUCAGGCCCAUUGCUUCCUAAUUUAGAAAUGUGGUCCGAGCCUCUGCCUGUGUAGAACCUGCUCUGUUUGCCUCUUCAUGCAGAAUGCAGUGGGUUUCACAUGUGGUGAUAUUGGUGCCUGUUGUUGUUUUGACCAAUCUGAUCAACAUCUGAUUUUCUGUAGAAACGUGAGUCAAGCUUUAAAAAUCCACAUCUAAUUCAUCAGGAGCGCAGCAAUUUUGCAGGUAAAUCUCUUCUUUUGUUGACAAUGAUUCCUUGUCAGCAUAUAGUAAACUAGAAUUCAGUGAGCAUGUCCUGUAACAGUCCAGAAAUGCUUCCUCUUUUCUGUUAAACUCUAUAAUCCCUGCCUGAAUCGGCCUCCAACCUGCUGUAGUGUCAGCUCUCUGUGCAUGGGGCUAUUUCUUGACUAAAAUGCAUUACACAACUUAGUAGUUUUUCAUAUCAAGCUGAAACUCUAUAUUCUAACUGACUCAGGGUAAAAAAAAAACCACAAACUCCCCUUCCACCAAAAAGCCUGUAAUGUUGCAAUAAAUGCAGUCUCAUUUUAAAUGGUUUAUUUAUGCUGCAUUAUUUUAAAAGAUGUAAUUUUAUAGUAUUUUAUCCAUCUGUCUGGCUUUGGCUGUGAGUCUUUUUGUGUUGGAGGAAAGGAUAUGAAAUAGUCUUUAUUCAGUUUACGGUGUUAGGUGUAGUGAUAUGACCAUAAGCCAAAUAAUGCUGAGCAACUGUGUUCAUUAGAUUUAAGGAUACAAACUCCUGGAAGGUGGAGGCCCUUCCCUUCUCUCCCUUUGGUUUUCUUCCUGUUUACUCACAUCUUAUCAAAGCUGUGCUCAGCAUCUGUUCUUGGGGAGGAUCCUGAUAGAGCAGCCAAACCUUCCUUCUUAAUGUACUACAUUGGGGUGUUGGCUUCUAAAACCCUCCGGAGAGCUGUGCAGCCUUACCAACAUCUGCCAUCUUCUGAGGCUGGGACAAUGACUUCAUCUCUCGUUCUCUCCAAUUGCAAACUCACUGCCUAGGUGCAGACAGAAUUGAUGCAAGGGAGCAGGCUUCCAGGCAGUCUGUAGAUCUCCCCCAGUUCUACAGUGUGGGAAGAUGGAGGAUGGGGUGAGGAUGAAGGUGUAGGGGCAGUGAAAUGGGUGACUGUGAAGAGCAGUGACAAUACUAGCACAGUACGCUCUGUAUCCUGGCUAGCCUAAUGACAAGGGCUUAUGGGACGGCAAUAGGACUGGAAAUUCCCUGGCUGCUUUUCCUUUCCAGCAAGUGCUGGCUCCUAGUGCAGUUGUGUGGGAUGUACCGCGGGGCCGGGGUGCGUAUGGGUUCCUCCUACUGUUGCUGUAGAACUCAGAUUUGCAUCUGUAAAAUAUGAACUGGCAAAGCAUUGCAGUGGUUUCUUCUCUCUGUGACACCACCCCACCCUGCUGGGCAGUACUGCAAAGGGAUUGACCUGGGCUGGCAUCUCACAGCCUUCGCUCGGGACACAGGCAGGCCAGCUGGCAGCAGUGAGGGGGGCUGUUGAACACACAUGAAAUAGGCUUGAAUCUGUUUAGCUGAGAAUCUUUUGACAAUUGUCCAGUUUCAAGUUCUGCUUUGAAGUAGCUUGGAAGUGGGAGGUGUGGGGUCAGGGCAGCAAUCUGGCAGCAGUGGGGCACUUGCACCUUUGUCUCUGGCUCUGCUUAGAUAUUUGGCUUUUUAAAAAGCAUUUGAGAGAGAGGGAGUGUGUCAGUGAGAGAGAGAGAGAAAGUAAAAGUGUAAAAUCCCAGGUCCUGCUGGGGUCAUGGGAGUUUUGCCAUUGAGUGCAGAAGGACCAGGAUUUGGCCCUAAAUCGGAAACCUUGGGCACCCGCCGGACCUGGCAGCCCUUCCUUCAGGGACACUGGGUGUGCAGUUACUCGCUUGUGUGAAUAUGUGCAGCCGACCUGGUGUGCUUUGGGAAUGGUCUAUAAUAUUCUCAGUUUAGGUGAGGCUAAGAAGGCCUCCUAAGGACGGCAGAGUAGUUGGCUUUAAUCAGCACCUUGCCUGUCCCAGCACAAAGACACGUGUCCCUUAGGCAGUUGCUUUGUUAAUGUUCUUUGC
This is a messenger RNA of Mauremys reevesii (Reeves's turtle), 5194 nucleotides long. RefSeq names its product metal regulatory transcription factor 1 (gene MTF1). Gene Ontology annotation, biological process: positive regulation of transcription by RNA polymerase II; central nervous system development. Gene Ontology annotation, molecular function: RNA polymerase II cis-regulatory region sequence-specific DNA binding; DNA-binding transcription activator activity, RNA polymerase II-specific. NCBI's taxonomy places the organism in Eukaryota, Metazoa, Chordata, Testudines, Geoemydidae. The transcript has 11 exons. The record is from RefSeq and is a predicted model, not a curated record. Bases 201 to 2378 code for a protein of 725 amino acids. Gene Ontology annotation, cellular component: nucleus.